This is a messenger RNA of Neomonachus schauinslandi (Hawaiian monk seal), 6296 nucleotides long. It is a transcript of the gene KALRN, whose product is annotated as kalirin RhoGEF kinase. Gene Ontology annotation, molecular function: protein binding; guanyl-nucleotide exchange factor activity. NCBI's taxonomy places the organism in Eukaryota, Metazoa, Chordata, Mammalia, Carnivora, Phocidae. Gene Ontology annotation, biological process: intracellular signal transduction; axon guidance. Gene Ontology annotation, cellular component: postsynaptic density; cytoplasm. The record is from RefSeq and is a predicted model, not a curated record.
ACCUACACCAAUGCGGACAAGCUCCUAGAAGCUGCAGAGCAGCUGGCUCAGACCGGGGAAUGUGACCCCGAGGAGAUCUACAAGGCAGCACGACACCUGGAGGUACGCAUCCAGGACUUUGUGCGCAGGGUGGAACAGCGGAAGCUUCUCCUGGACAUGUCUGUCUCCUUCCACACACACACCAAAGAGCUGUGGACAUGGAUGGAAGACCUUCAGAAGGAGAUGCUGGAGGAUGUUUGUGCGGACUCAGUGGAUGCGGUCCAGGAACUGAUCAAGCAGUUCCAGCAGCAGCAGACCGCCACUCUGGAUGCCACGCUCAACGUCAUCAAGGAAGGCGAAGACCUUAUCCAGCAGCUCAGGUCAGCGCCUCCCUCCCUGGGGGAGCCCAGCGAGGCCAGGGACUCGGCUGUGUCCAACAACAAGACACCCCACAGCAGCUCCAUCAGCCACAUCGAGUCAGUCCUGCAGCAGCUGGACGAUGCCCAGGUGCAGAUGGAGGAGCUGUUCCACGAGCGGAAGAUCAAGCUGGACAUCUUCCUGCAGCUGCGCAUCUUCGAGCAGUAUACCAUUGAGGUGACGGCAGAGCUGGACGCCUGGAAUGAGGACUUGCUCCGGCAGAUGAAUGACUUCAACACGGAGGAUCUGACCCUGGCCGAGCAGCGGCUGCAGCGCCACACGGAGCGGAAGCUAGCCAUGAACAACAUGACGUUCGAGGUCAUCCAGCAGGGGCAGGAUCUGCAUCAGUACAUCAUGGAGGUCCAGGCCUCAGGAAUUGAGUUAAUCUGUGAGAAAGACAUUGAUCUGGCAGCCCAGGUACAAGAGCUACUGGAGUUUCUCCAUGAGAAGCAACACGAACUGGAGCUCAACGCAGAGCAGACCCAGAAGCGGCUGGAGCAGUGCCUCCAACUGCGGCACCUACAGGCCGAGGUCAAACAGGUCCUGGGAUGGAUCCGCAAUGGGGAGUCAAUGCUCAACGCCAGCCUCGUCAAUGCCAGCUCUUUGUCUGAAGCAGAACAGCUGCAGCGGGAACACGAGCAGUUCCAACUGGCAAUCGAGUCCCUCUUUCAUGCCACUUCCUUGCAGAAGACGCACCAGAGUGCCCUGCAGGUACAGCAGAAAGCUGAGGCACUGCUCCAGGCCGGCCACUAUGACGCCGACGCCAUCCGGGAAUGUGCCGAGAAGGUGGCCCUCCACUGGCAGCAGCUCAUGCUGAAGAUGGAAGACCGGCUAAAACUAGUCAAUGCCUCUGUGGCAUUUUAUAAAACUUCUGAACAGGUCUGUAGUGUCCUGGAGAGUUUAGAGCAAGAAUACCGGAGAGACGAGGACUGGUGUGGCGGACGAGAUAAACUGGGGCCAGCAGCCGAGAUCGACCAUGUCAUCCCACUCAUCAGCAAACAUUUGGAACAAAAGGAGGCCUUUCUUAAGGCCUGUACCCUGGCACGGCGGAACGCGGAGGUGUUCCUCAAGUACAUCCACAGGAACAACGUUAGCAUGCCCAGUGCCGCCGGCCACACCCGGGGACCUGAGCAGCAGGUGAAAGCCAUCCUGAGCGAGCUCUUACAGAGGGAGAACCGCGUCCUGCACUUCUGGACCUUGAAGAAGCGGCGGUUAGACCAGUGCCAGCAAUAUGUGGUGUUUGAGCGCAGCGCGAAGCAGGCGCUGGACUGGAUCCAAGAAACAGGUGAAUAUUACCUGUCAACACAUACCUCCACUGGAGAGACCACAGAGGAGACUCAGGAACUGCUGAAGGAAUAUGGGGAAUUCAGGGUGCCUGCCAAGCAAACAAAGGAGAAGGUGAAGCUUCUGAUUCAACUGGCCGAUAGCUUUGUGGAAAAAGGCCACAUUCAUGCCAUGGAGAUCAGAAAAUGGGUGACCACGGUGGACAAGCAUUACAGAGACUUCUCCUUGAGGAUGGGAAAGUACCGGUACUCCCUGGAGAAAGCGCUAGGCGUCAACACAGAGGACAAUAAGGACCUGGAGCUGGACAUCAUCCCAGCAAGCCUUUCAGAUCGUGAGGUCAAGCUACGGGACGCCAACCACGAAGUCAAUGAAGAGAAGCGGAAGUCAGCCCGGAAGAAAGAAUUCAUUAUGGCUGAAUUGCUGCAGACGGAGAAGGCUUAUGUAAGGGACUUACAUGAGUGCUUAGAGACAUACCUGUGGGAAAUGACCAGCGGCGUGGAGGAGAUCCCCCCUGGGAUCCUUAAUAAAGAGCACAUCAUCUUUGGCAACAUCCAGGAGAUCUACGAUUUUCAUAACAACAUCUUCCUCAAAGAGUUGGAGAAGUAUGAGCAGCUGCCUGAGGAUGUGGGACACUGCUUUGUUACCUGGGCAGACAAAUUUCAGAUGUACGUCACCUACUGUAAAAACAAGCCUGAUUCCAAUCAGCUGAUCCUGGAGCACGCAGGCACCUUCUUUGAUGAAAUACAGCAGCGGCACGGUCUGGCCAACUCCAUCUCUUCCUACCUAAUCAAACCCGUCCAGAGGAUCACCAAGUACCAACUGCUCCUGAAGGAACUUUUAACUUGCUGUGAAGAAGGGAAAGGGGAGCUCAAGGAUGGCCUGGAGGUGAUGCUCAGUGUCCCAAAGAAAGCCAAUGAUGCCAUGCAUGUCAGCAUGCUGGAAGGGUUCGACGAGAACCUGGAUGUGCAGGGAGAGCUGAUUCUCCAGGAUGCCUUCCAAGUGUGGGACCCAAAGUCGCUGAUCCGGAAGGGGCGGGAGCGGCACCUGUUCCUCUUUGAGAUCUCCUUGGUUUUUAGCAAGGAGAUCAAAGACUCUUCAGGACACACGAAAUAUGUUUACAAGAACAAGCUACUGACCUCAGAGCUGGGUGUGACCGAGCACGUAGAAGGUGAUCCCUGCAAAUUCGCCUUGUGGUCUGGGCGCACCCCCUCCUCAGACAAUAAAACAGUGCUGAAAGCCUCCAACAUAGAAACCAAGCAAGAGUGGAUCAAGAACAUUCGAGAGGUGAUUCAAGAAAGGAUCAUUCACCUGAAAGGAGCUUUAAAGGAGCCAAUUCAGCUCCCCAAAACACCAGCCAAACAGAGGAACAAUAGUAAGAGGGAUGGAGUGGAGGAUGUUGACAGCCAGGGGGAUGGGAGCAGCCAGCCAGACACCAUCUCCAUCGCCUCCAGGACCUCUCAGAAUACAGUGGACAGUGACAAGCUCUCUGGCGGAUGUGAGUUGACCGUGGUCCUCCAGGACUUCAAUGCAGGCCACAGCAGCGAGCUGACCAUCCAGGUGGGGCAGACGGUGGAGCUGCUGGAGCGGCCCAGCGAGCGGCCGGGCUGGUGUCUGGUCCGCACCACGGAACGGAGCCCCCCCCAGGAGGGCCUGGUUCCCAGCAGCGCCCUGUGCAUCUCCCAUUCCCGAAGCAGCGUGGAGAUGGACUGCUUCUUCCCCUUGGUGAAAGAUGCAUACUCUCAUUCCUCAAGUGAAAACGGAGGCAAGUCUGAGUCAGUGGCCAACCUGCAGUCUCAGCCCUCCCUGAACUCCAUCCACAGCUCCCCCGGGCCCAAGCGUUCCACCAACACCCUUAAGAAGUGGCUGACCAGUCCGGUGCGCCGGCUCAACAGUGGAAAAGCGGAUGGAAACAUCAAGAAGCAGAAGAAAGUACGAGAUGGCCGGAAGAGCUUCGACCUGGGAUCUCCCAAGCCUGGGGAUGAGACAACCCCUCAGGGAGACAGUGCCGAUGAGAAGAACAAGAAAGGUUGGGGCGAAGAUGAGCCAGAUGAAGAGUCACACACCCCCCUCCCUCCUCCUAUGAAGAUCUUUGACAAUGACCCUACACAGGAUGAGAUGUCCUCCUCUUUGCUAGCAGCCCGGCAGGCUUCCACUGAAGUACCUUCUGCUGCAGACCUUGUCAGUGCAAUAGAACAAUUGGUCAAAAGCAAGCUGAGUCUAGAAGGAGGCUCAUACCGGGGAAGCUUGAAAGACCCUGUAGGCUGCCUGAAUGAGGGGAUGACCCCACCCACACCUCCUAGAAACCUGGAAGAAGAACAGAAAGCCAAGGCCCUGAGAGGCCGGAUGUUUGUCCUGAAUGAGCUGGUACAGACAGAAAAGGACUAUGUCAAGGAUCUGGGGAUUGUGGUGGAGGGCUUCAUGAAGAGAAUAGAAGAAAAGGGUGUCCCUGAGGACAUGCGAGGGAAGGAUAAAAUCGUGUUUGGAAAUAUUCACCAGAUUUACGACUGGCAUAAGGAUUUUUUCCUGGCUGAACUGGAAAAAUGUAUCCAGGAGCAAGACAGACUGGCCCAGCUCUUUAUUAAACACGAGCGGAAGCUGCACAUCUACGUGUGGUACUGCCAGAACAAGCCGCGCUCCGAGUACAUCGUCGCCGAGUACGACGCUUACUUCGAAGAGGUGAAACAGGAGAUAAAUCAAAGGCUGACGCUUAGCGACUUCCUUAUCAAGCCCAUUCAGAGAAUCACAAAAUAUCAGUUGCUCCUCAAGGACUUCCUGAGAUACAGUGAGAAGGCUGGUUUGGAGUGUUCCGAUAUCGAGAAAGCCGUGGAGUUAAUGUGCCUUGUUCCAAAACGCUGCAAUGACAUGAUGAAUCUGGGACGCCUGCAGGGCUUUGAGGGCACCCUGACCGCGCAGGGGAAGCUGCUGCAGCAGGACACGUUCUAUGUGAUUGAGCUGGACGCAGGCAUGCAGUCCCGAACCAAGGAGAGGCGCGUGUUCCUCUUUGAGCAAAUCGUCAUCUUCAGUGAACUGCUAAGGAAGGGAUCACUCACCCCGGGCUACAUGUUCAAAAGAAGCAUCAAGAUGAAUUACUUGGUCCUGGAGGAGAAUGUGGACAAUGACCCUUGUAAGUUUGCGCUCAUGAAUAGAGAGACUUCUGAGAGGGUCAUUCUGCAAGCCGCCAACGCGGACAUCCAGCAGGCCUGGGUGCAGGACAUCAAUCAAGUCUUAGAAACACAGCGAGACUUCUUAAAUGCCCUACAGUCGCCCAUUGAGUAUCAACGGAAAGAACGGAGCACGGCCGUGAUGAGGUCCCAGCCAUCCAGGGUUCCCCAGGCCAGCCCCAGGCCCUACUCCUCUGUCCCCACGGGCUCUGAGAAGCCCCCAAAGGGCUCCAGCUAUAACCCACCUCUGCCACCCCUGAAGAUAUCUACCUCCAAUGGCAGUCCAGGGUUUGACUACCACCAACCUGGGGACAAGUUUGAGGCCAGCAAGGGCGACCUGGGAGGCUGCAAUGGGACCUCAUCUAUGGCCGUGAUCAAAGAUUACUAUGCACUGAAGGAGAACGAAAUCUGUGUGAGCCAAGGUGAGGUGGUCCAGGUCCUCGCCGUCAACCAGCAGAACAUGUGCCUGGUGUACCAGCCUGCCAGCGACCGCUCCCCGGCGGCCGAGGGCUGGGUCCCAGGCAGCGUCCUGGCGCCCCUCCCCAAAGCCACGGCGGCCGCAGAAAAUAGUGACGGAAGCAUCAAGUAAGUGCCUCGUUGGCUUCCCCGGGAAAGGAUUGUGUGGAUUAAAAAAUCAAAACCAAACAAAGAACACAAAAAAUGCAAACACACGCUAGGGAAUUCCUGCUGCUUAUUCUCGACAGUGCCACCGGAACCAAUGUUCGAGCGCUGGAGCCACACACAGCAUGGGGCAGCCAGGCUGGAUUGUUCCAGGCUUUUGUUGUUGUUGUUGACAGUAGUGGCUGUGGGUUUUUGGUUUUUGGUUUUUGGUUUUUUUUUUCCCUUUUCGUUUAUAAUUUUCUGUUCGUUUUUUUUUUUCCUCCCCUCCCCCAUUAAGAAAAGAACCCUACUGAAACCCUAGAUGACAAAGGCUUGCCUUCCGUUGCUCCAUUUGACCCACCACAGGAUUCACUGGACUGGACUUUAUUUAUAUUGUAUUAAGUUACUGAUAUAUAUAUAUAUUUUUUUUUUCUUUCUUUUUGAUUGACACCAAAAAAUUACCUUAGCACGAAUGCCAGACCUAUAUAGGUCAGAGGCCUGCUGCUUCUCCCAGGAGAGAGGGGGGAACUUUUUGGUUGUCUGUGGCAAUUCCUCUGUACAGAUUGUAACAUUUUUUUUUUUUAAUUUCUCCCCUCCCCUGUCACUUUAAUAUAUGUUCAUGGUAAUUUGUAAGAUAUUUCUUUUCCUUAUUUUGGUUGCGAAGACCCUUCCGAACACAUUCCUGUAUAAAGUAUUUUGCACUAUUUAAAGAACCCCAUAUGGAUGAAGUCAGGUUGUGCAAUAUAAAUGGAGAGUCACAAUGUUCAUCAUUGUACCUGUAAUGUAACUAAUAAUUUUAAAUGUACUAUUUUAAAUAUGUAAAAUAAAUUUUCACCAUGAGCAUGUUUUAAUGAG